Ylistrum balloti is the source of this 2161-nucleotide messenger RNA. RefSeq names its product protein DD3-3-like. Bases 1 to 1908 code for a protein of 635 amino acids. The transcript has 14 exons. Lineage: Eukaryota; Metazoa; Mollusca; Bivalvia; Pectinida; Pectinidae. The record is from RefSeq and is a predicted model, not a curated record.
AUGAAGCCUGUGUUACAUUGGAGCUGCCUGCUGCUGAUGAUGAUCAGUGUACGAGCAGACAUAUACUUACAUAUCCCACGAGGUUCUAACAACAGACUAGCAGAAACCACAGCAACUCGAACCAAUGCCAAUCGUGUGUUUGAUUCACAGAACAACAACCGAGGUGGUUAUAACGUUGGUGAUGCUACUGAAGACAAAGCUAACAACAACGAGGGCAAACAGUACAGGAUGAAAUAUUUUCAAAGUGGAUCGUGGAAAACAAAGACAAAUGAUGCUGGUAAAAGCUUCCUGUCUGUCGAAUGGACAAACCAGCAUGGAUGUGGUGGUAACGAGGACACUAAUCCUCAAAAACAGAACUGUCACUUGGUACUGCAGUAUAUGUGUCAGGACGAUGUAGACUCGCCCACAGGUACAGAUGAUACACUAAGGAAUGGAGCACAGACAAAUACUCAAGAAUAUCAACCUCCCAACAACUUAGACGAGACAAUGAGGCAGAAAAACAACAGGAAAAAUCAAAAUGUCAAGUCCAGUCGUGUGAUUCAGGAACCGUGGGAGUGGUACGACUACUGUUAUAUACGUCAACGCAACAAAGUGCUUAGUGUGAGAAUCAUACCUGCUUGCUUACUGUGGCAUCCAACUCCCUGGACAGAUAUUGCUGUGUUGGCAGAAAACGCUUCCAUGUGUCAGUAUUAUGAAAAGGAGAGUUUUAACAGCCGAUCCUAUCAUGCCUGUGUGGAAGACUAUGGUGAUGGAAGCCGCAAGCAUGCAUCCAAGUGGAACAACCAGGAAGAGUGUGUUGAUAAUGGUGGCCAGUGGGUAGCCUUCCAUAACUACUUAGAGAAAGCUCCAGCCUACACGAGUGAGGAUCAGUGUACCAGACAGAGUGCUGGUGGCUAUACCUACAUCUGGGCCGUACCAUUUGAUGCGCAGGAUGUCACAAAGAAGGAAUGCCUUAUCAAGCUUGAUGCUCCAAAUUGUAGAGCUGCAGACUUUUCCAGAUCUAAUCAUCUUGGAAAUGGAGUUGAUGGUACAGCUCUUAAAUAUGACUGGACACUACCCUAUUUCCCUUCUGGUAACACUAAGAGAUGUGUUUUCAGGAUCAGAUAUAACAUUUCCACAGAUGACUUUGAUCCUUAUGCUACAGACAGUAGCCACAACAGAAAUGUAUUGACAAAGACCAUGUCUCCUGUAGAACAAAACCCCUAUAUUGAUGUUGGUGAAAGAUCAGCACUCCGGCUUAACAUCAAUACUGAUCAAACAGGACGUAUAUUCCAGGACCGUAGUCACGUAUUUCUCCUCAAACCACGCCCCACAGGAAUGGAGAAUGACAGGAUCUACAACCUUAACAUCAGGGGCAAGCGGGGCAAUAUAGUCCAGGUGUACCCAGCUGUCGAGUAUGACUUCCACCCUAACACCCUUAAUCUGCGAUCUAACGAUCUGGUACAUAUACAGUGGACAGGCUCCAAUAGCCAUAACAAUGGAGGGAAUGGUGGAGAUGGACAGGCAGGAGAUGAGGGACAAGGGAAGGAUGGCACUGAUAGAAACAACAUGGUACAAAUUAAGGACUUGAAUGACAACUAUCCAGUGCCGUUUGAACGAUCCAGUAUGUGGCAGAAUGCUGAGGUGAAAUGGAUUUAUCAUGGAAAAACAUCAGUGUCCUCGAAGGACCUAGCUGUCAGUAUGGCCUCAUCCGGAUACUACAUGUGCGUCAAGGGAAGUGAUUGUGGAGGACAGUCCGGAGAAUCUGCUGACACAAAGACACUUAUGGAUAAACUGCUGAAUAACGCCCCAGCAUCAUAUGAAGGUGCUGUGUUAAAGUUCAAGUCAGGCACAUACCACUACAUGUGCACUCGAAACAACAACUUUACAAAUCGCAGUCAAAAGGGCACUAUUAUUGUUGUUGAAUAAAAAAAAUGCAACUACAAUUUGAUUCUACACCCUACAGAUAUUACAGCCAAAAGGACUGUUAUCGUUAAAAAAUAGGAAACACCUCACACACAUUACCUGGGUAACCUAUUAAGCCAUGUCCUAAAACUAAAGCAUUAUUUUUGAUGUAUGAGGAUUAGUUAGUUACACCAAACAUGUAUCCAUAUAAUGUCAAAAGACCUGCCUUCCUUUGUGUUUUAUAUCAACGGUUUAGUGCUUUGUUUAUACUUUUUGA